AAGAUUUUUAGUAAAAUGUCAGAUAAAUCGAGAGAAAUUUCGGGGAAAGAUGAGGAGCAAAAAAACUUGUAUAAAAAAAGCACUUUGCAAAUUCAGGGGAAUGUAGAAGAUAGUACGGAAUUAACUUCACUGCAAAGAACCGAUAAAAAGAGCGCAUUACAAAUUAACAUGAACGAUGAUGAUAAGGUGGAAAAAAAUGUAAGAAUUGUAGUACGAGAAGAAUCGGAAGAAAAAGAGGCAACUCAAGACAAUUUAAAUAAGGAGAAGAAAGUAAAAGUAGAAGAACCCAAGAAACGUGAUGAAGAAGAAAACGUGGAAAGGGAAACCAGUAGAGAAAAAGUUGAACGUGCAUCAAAAUCCAGGGCGCUGUUAAACAUAAGAUUUGAGGGUGCCACAUCCAAACGGCGGUCGUCAGAAGACGGAAAACAGGAAAGCCCUCCGCCAAAACAGCGACCGCAAGAAAAUGUGAAACAGGAAGCGAAACAGCAAGCGCAGGAACCAAAAGGGCAGAAGAAAGAAGCAAAACCUCAAGAAAACUUAAAAAAAGACAGUUCAAGUUCCUCGGAAUCCUCCAGCUCAUCUUCAUCCUCUCCCCCUAGUAACGAAUCCAAAACUUCCCGAGACAACAAGUCGAACUUGUUAAAUUUUCAGUUUUUUCAUCCUUCGGAGAGGGGACCCGAAGAUGCUUGGUUGUUGGAAGACACGUUUUUCGAUCGCAUGACUUACACGGAAUUUAUCCAGUUCUGGUUGCUUUUCGUGUUUUUGUGUAUAGCCGCGUGUUUCUCUUUCUGCGUCUUUUUCGUUGCUCCGCUCUCUAAAUUUAAUGUUGGUCGUCCUGGUAAGGAUGCUAAUUGAAAAACAUGUGUGUAUUUGUUAUAUUUUUCGAUCUGGCAACGCCGAUGUCGAAAUGAGGUUAACCUCAAAAAUAUGUUCAUUAUCGUUUUUAUAUAAUAUUAUUUCACUUGAACAAUUAAUUACGUAAAUAUUAUGUUUAGUCGAAAAGAUCAACUGCUAAGAAAAACUGGAGAAGACGGAAUAGGAAGAUACGAAUAUUUAAAGCAGCUUGUAAACGAGUUUGCAACAACAAAAUCAAUCGAUGCAAAAAGACAAACACUUGCGAAUUUAUCAAAUUUCGCUUAUGACCCAAUAAACUUCCAAUUCUUCAAACAACUUCACAUAGCCGAUUUAUUUCUGGCUCAACUUUCGGAGGACAGAGAAGACCUGAUAGAAUUUGCUCUUGCUGGCCUCUGUAACUUGUCAUCAGAUCCGGAGAAUCAGGAAUACAUCAUUUCUUUAAACGGAGUUUAUUUAAUCUCGAAACAGUUGAAUCAAAGGAAAGUUGACAGUAAACUGAACGCUUUGACUAUUUUGUAUUACAUUUUGGAAAAUCACCAGCAUUUGGUGACCACUUCUAUUUUGGAAGCAGCACGGUCUUUCAAAGACGAUUCAGAUAACCGUUUGAAGAAUUUGGGUAUCUUAUUUUUGGAGAAGUAUCAAAAUGAACUUCCGCCAGGUUGUAAAAUUUGCAUGAGGACAUUAUGUACACCUCAGCCAAAAAUCGGGACUAAAGUUACAAUUGUUAAAAAAAUUACAAGGAAAGACGUUGAGGAUUUUGUGAGAAUCAGUGGUGACAGCAAUCCAAUUCAUUUAGGAGAGACACCUGUAGUUCAUGGAGCUUUGCUCAAUUCGUUAGUGUCUGGUGUGAUUGGAACAAAAUUACCAGGACAUGGUUGUUUAGUUGUGAAACAAACUUUGAACUUUCCUAAUAAAUGUUACGUUGACGAAGAAGUCAAGAUAACUGUGGAUUUGUUGGAGUCAAGAAAAAUUUUGACUGUAGGAUUUGUUUGCGAAGUUGAAAAGGAUAACAAGGUUGUUUUAUUCGGCGAUGCGAAAGUUGUUGUAAAUAAAAACCUAUAAAUAUUUA
This is a messenger RNA of Aethina tumida (small hive beetle), 1924 nucleotides long. RefSeq lists its product as uncharacterized. The record is from RefSeq and is a predicted model, not a curated record. Lineage: Eukaryota; Metazoa; Arthropoda; Insecta; Coleoptera; Nitidulidae.